Molecule: messenger RNA, 834 nt
Organism: Yamadazyma jaroonii
Lineage: Eukaryota; Fungi; Ascomycota; Pichiomycetes; Serinales; Debaryomycetaceae
Source: the annotation of a GenBank genome assembly
AUGCAAUUUUUGGAUUUACCACCAGAAGUAUUAAUCAGUGUGUUCAAGUAUUCAGGUACUGACUUAUCGUUAGUCUAUCAAGAGGUUCCAAUAUUGAAACCACUCAUCUUAUAUGCCACGUAUUCGCAGCCAAAAGUAACAACAUCACAAUUUAAACCUGAAGAUAUAGAGUAUUUGCUGAAUAGUGGGAUCUGUAUCCAUCCUUUGGAGUUGGUGAUUGAUGAUGUGAAUGAGAAUUUAAUACAGAAUAUGUUACCACAGAUCUUAUCUACUGGCUGCAAAAUAUCACUCGAGGUCAAAGACUCAUCAUUUAUACCAUUAAUUCAGAUAUUUCAACAUAAUCAACGUGUCAUUGAUGUAUUUUUGAGUUGUCAAGAAGAUAUUUCAUCCUUGAAUAUAAGAUAUUUGAAAUGCUUGACACCCAACUUAAAUCUUAGAUUCCCUCGAUAUUUGCAACAUCUCGAUUUAUCGUUCACUGCUUUAACUGAUUUGAAAUUAUCCACUAUAGUGUUUCCAAAACACCUCAAAACCCUUGACUUGUCAAAUAACUUGCUCUGUAUCAUUAAUGAUCUUGUGUUGCAAGUAAAGGACUUGAGUCAUCUACAAUCCAUCAAUUUGUGUAAUAAUGAUAUCACGUAUUUCAAUGUCAACCUUUCCAAAUGUUCCAAUCUCAAGACCUUGAAUUUGUGCUGCAAUCUUUUGGUGGACACUAUGUUGAAUUGUUUCCAUUUCGGUCACCUAGAAUUCUUGGGAUUAUCCAGAAAUGUGAUACGUUGCUUACCAAGUUAUUUAACCACCAUCAGUGAUUUAGAACCCGAGUUACUAGUGAGCUAG